AAGAACAAGAGAAGAUACAAGAGGCAUGGCUACAACCUGGACCUCACGUACAUCACAGAUAGGAUCAUCGCCAUGUCAGCUCCUGCAUUUGGUGGUCACACGGCCUUCCGUAACGACAUUCACAUCGUCUCGCGCUUCCUUUCUCAGCGGCACUACGGGAAGUUCUUCAUCUUCAACCUCUGCGACACCUACAACUCAUCCGACGGCGUCAUGGGGAACUAUCACCCGCAGCUGCUCUUCAACCAAGUGCAGAGGAUCCCGUUCGAAGAUCACGCGCCUCCCCUCCUGUCGGAGCUCGUCUUCAUGUGCCAGGAGUCUUGCGCGUGGAUGGCGAGGGACCGGCAGAACACGAUAGCAGUGCACUGCAAGGGAGGGAAGGGGAGGACGGGCGUUAUGAUCGCCGCCCUCCUCCUUUGGACUGGGCAUCGAAGAUGCGCGCUGGACGCGCUAGAGCUCUUCACGUACCGGAGGACGCAGGAC
This is a messenger RNA of Guillardia theta CCMP2712, 480 nucleotides long. RefSeq lists its product as hypothetical. Gene Ontology annotation, biological process: dephosphorylation. The transcript has a single exon. The record is from RefSeq and is a predicted model, not a curated record. The annotation marks the transcript as partial. Gene Ontology annotation, molecular function: phosphoprotein phosphatase activity; phosphatidylinositol-3,4,5-trisphosphate 3-phosphatase activity. Gene Ontology annotation, cellular component: cytosol. NCBI's taxonomy places the organism in Eukaryota, Cryptophyceae, Pyrenomonadales, Geminigeraceae.